AAAUUGCUUUCUAUUUUAUACAACCUCGCCGGGCGGGUUCUCGCGUUAAGAUCAUGAAAUCACACUGUUGUCAUUGGCAAACUAAAACACAAGCUUUUGACUCGAUUAAAUGAUGUUAGUUUACUCAUGUUCUGCAACGAGGAGAGGAAUUCGGCCUUCCACUCCUCUGCCAAACAUGGACGCACGUUUCAACUUUUUGAAAGAUCAGUUAACUUUCGAUGGAAGUCGAGAUGGAAGGCCCAUUAACUUCUCGGCCAUUUGGGCAGAUCUCAUCUACUCACAAUCAACAACCUGUCAGUCAGCAGCAGUAUGUUGCAGGUGGGGAUGUAGCUUCACUCCAGCGUCAAGUUGAUCGUAUUACACAAGAAGGUCAGUUCCUUGGGAUUCAAGCUACAGAUGUGCAACAGAUAGGUUUACUUGAGAAUCAAAAGCUGCUUGUAUACCGUCAUCCACUGUUUCCAUUGUUGGGUAAGAUAUUUGAGGAAUGUGAAUUGGCAACAAAUUCCCUUGAUGCAGUGAACUCUCAAGCAUUUGAUCAAGAAAUCAAGACAUUCAUAACACUGCAAGCAAAAGAGGGGAAACCAUUUUUCACAGAUGAUGCUGACACAGAUCAGCUGAUGCUAAAGGCUCUACAGGUGUUAAGAAUACAUCUACUUGAAAUGGAAAAAGUAAACGAGUUGUGCAAAGACUUCUGUAGCAGAUAUAUCGCUUGCUUGAAAGGAAAAUUGAACAGUGAAAAUCUCAUGCGAACUCUGAACGUGCAUUCAGUGUCUCCGACACCUGAUGAGUUUUCUGAGAAUCAGACAUCAGUUCCAGUUAGUCAGGUACAACACCCCCAGCCUGUUUUCCCACCGCAGCAGGCGCUUCACGGACAGUUUAAUGGCAACAGACCGGUGAAUCUUGCAACGACCCAGCCACAAUCACCCCAACAGACUCACUUAACUAUGGCGCUAAACACAGUUACCCCAAACGCCUCUCUUGUAUCUGACGUAUCCGAUGGAAGCCUGCCCUCUACCCCGUCAUCACCCAGUGAAGAAAUGCCGAGCCUGGGUGGAUCGGAUAAGAAGAAAAACAGCAGCAAAAGAGGCAUCUUCCCGAAACACGCAACGAAUAUAAUGAAAGCAUGGCUGUUCCAGCAUUUAGUGCAUCCAUACCCAACGGAAGAUGAAAAGCGGCAAAUCGCUGCUCAAACAAACCUUACGAUAUUGCAAGUGAAUAAUUGGUUUAUCAACGCCAGACGUCGAAUACUGCAACCGAUGCUGGACAGCAGCACUUCAUACGCUAGCCUUAGUCGAGCCAAGAAGAUAAAACCACAGAAAGUUCCUGCACAACGUGCAUGGCCAGAGUCAAUUGGAGUCUACACACCCUAUCAUUCGGCAGAUGGUAUUCAGUAUCACACAACUGGUGGUGCAUUGCCAGCUGGUUACACUGUUGUAAGCCCCGGGAUUGCUCCCCAGGGCCAAUUAAUCGUGAAUGUUGGAACACCAGCAAACACCCACCAGUCACUUGCCAUAGGAUCCCAAGUGCAGUUUGUCCAAGUCUCGACGGUGCCUACUGUUGUACAAGCAUUGCCUGCUGGUUUGAUCCAAGUGACUCCAUCCGGCCAGGUCACUACAACGAGCGCCAUUACUGCCAUUGCAGUCCCCGAUGUUCAAGGUAGCAGUGACCUACGGGGAAGCAAUGCUGCUUCUUCACCGAAAACUGUCACAACAGCAUACUCAAUCGGGGAAACUCCGAAUGGGGACACCAAUGUGCUUAAGGGUGACGGGUCAGAAACAGAGGUACGAUGAUGAUACAGCCUAUUAUUCGACCCUACAUACCGAAGUAGCGGCUAUCCAUAGUUCAUAACAUAGUAGCACAAGCAUGAUUCAGUACUCCUUAUUCAUUUUUCAGUUGCAUGUGUAUUAAUGGUCAUGGAUUGUUGUCGUGUACAGUAGUUGUGAGGUGAGUGCUAGGCAUCAUUGAGCGACUCGGUUUGAGAAUGAGGCUCGGUCCUAUCCGAUAAACAUAGGUUGUCUGCACUUUGAAUGAGUCCCAAGGACAGGUUAGAAAAUAUCCAUCAAAGGAGCUCUUCUCAUGUGAAACUUCAUAUUUUUUGCCACUUUUUAACAACCUGCUUUUAUUUUGCGUGUGUUUAAUUUUCCAAUGGCCUAAAUAAUGCAAAGAAUAUCUAAAGUUAUGCCUAGCACUUGUACCUUUUUCUGUUAUAAUAAAACUUUCCAAUUUGCGAAAUGUGUGACCGUCAGUCUCGUCUUGACUUUAGUCUGGGUAAAUCUGUCAACCCGUAUGAGAUAUUGGUUGUUUGUUCAGAUUUAAGUAGAAUUUUUGAUUUUCAAAGUUUCUUUUUUAUUUUGGUGCUCUGAUAACAAUUGUCACAACUAGAUUAUAUUGUAUUGUAUAUUACUAUGCAGAAAAUAGUAUACUGUGAUUUGAACCUAAAUCGUACAAGCCCAAUAAAGUUUUACCCACUCAUCAUCUUUUCCCUGACAAAUAUUGAUUGCUUAAUUGGUAGAUAGUGCUUCUUAUAAAAUUGGCCAGAACUUGGCAUGUGUGGCGUGGUGGGUUGACAGGAAGACAUAAAAUCCUAGGUGCAUUAUUACAUAAUUGCUAGAUAUAAGUUUAAUGUGUCAGAAUGCUGUCUGUGAAUUGUUCAUUUUUUUAUAUCAAGGAGGGCAUUGCGGCAUGUAUGUAUGUAUGCAUUCUGGGGCACAACGAACUUUUUUGUGGAUCUCGAAGGACCUUGACAUAGUUUCGUGCAUGAAUCUGUUCAAGGAAAACACCCCACCCUGUGGAAUUAGCGACAACGUAUCCACUAUUGAUACCUUUGCUAAGGGCUCUUGUGAUUAUUUUUUUUCCUUUGCGAGCAGCGACAUACAGCUCCUAAAACUUAGUCGAAACCUACCAAAGUCAUGUUCGUUUGAGUGGAAAGAUGUAGGAUCGAGUGUUAUUUCAUAGCAACUGAGUUAAAGGGCUAAACGAUAUUAGUCAGUCGAAUUUUGCUUUUUUUAUUAAACAAUUAUAUUUCUUUGAUUUAGACUGAUAUUCUACAUAUAAAUGAUUUUAGGCAGUGUAUGUAACUGUGAAUUGUCAGAUCCAAUACGUCAAAUGAAAUUUUUAUUUUCCUACUUGUUGUUUUAUCGAGCCUAAGGCUCCAGAGAUUUUGAUUACACGCUGUAAGCUUGUUUUUAUGUCAUUGUACAUAGAAAGAUCGUAGAUUUAGACAAACCUGUUUUUCCUUCAGUCUUUUUCUGCCAUAGUUGUGCUUUCGCCUCAAAUUUAGCACACGUUAUCUCCUAAAUUUAUCAAGGAGAAAUCAAGAGAACGAGUUAAAGAGAGCACGUCCUUGUCUGCUAAUAAGGACGAUUUAAAGAGAAUUUGUACUAGAUCUCCUAAAUCCAGCAUUGUUUAUCAUUUUUCGUAUCAUAUCACCUCGAACCUCAUAUCAGCUUGAUUUUGCUAUGCUGUUGAUUAGCCAAAGUACUUUGAGAUAUGCACAGGCUAUUAACAAGGUCAGCAAUUAUAUUCUAAGUUCCAGUUAGCCGCAUAUAUCUUGGUCUUUCGGUCGAGUCAAUUUCCUAAUGGGUUGAUAGUGUAUGCCGUUAGAGAAAACAGGAAAGGAAGAAAGGAAUACACAAAUUUUUUAUAAGCAUACGGUAUAUUUGAAUAACAAGGCUGGAAUCUAAAUUUACAAUAUUUAAGACAUAUAAUUUUAACAAAAAAAUGAUUUUAAGCGAAUGUUACGCACAAUAACCAGGCUGAAAAAUGUAUUUAAUGUGAAAAUCAUACUUUUUAUAACAAGAAAAUCCUUGCUUGUAAGAAAAAACAAUCGCGUUAUUACAGAAAUUCUCCUCGUGGGAAAUCGCUGUAUCCUCCGGAAAGUUUUUAUUGCAACUGUUUUAUCCGGGUAGCUGAAGAACUUUGGAUAAAACAGUAGGGAUCAGGAUAACACACACAUUUAAUGUUUAAAGUAUGCUGGGCUUGCCGUUCAUUUUUUCUCAUUUUCAAAAUAUUUAUGCACAAAACCCCAUCAGCUAAUCUUACAAUGAAAAUAAGGAUAAGUUAGCUUAAUUAAAAAUAACUUUUACUAAGGCAGUGCUAAAAUUGUUUAAUUAUGUGUUUACGAUUUUUGAUUUUUAAACAUUUUACAGCUGUCCUUCCUAGGUAUCUUGUUUUGGAAAUGUGAUUACAAAAACCAGUGUUACGAUUAUACAAACCGACAAAUUACAGUAGUAAUUUACUCCUAUGCUCUACGUUUGACUCCAAGUGACAUUUUGAGACCUUUAAAUUACUUUCGCCGACGGUUUAUAUGAAAGCCAAUGAAGUAUACAAUAUUUUUUAGCAUGAUUAUUUGUUAUUGAGAAACAUAAACUGUUUUUCUCAUUUAAAGCAUCUUAUUUGCUCUGGAAGCAUAAAUGAGUGGAAAAAAUUCGAAAUAUAAUUGUUUGCAUGAUGUGGGGGAUGGAAUAAUGCAUGAAAAAUACGCACAAUGUUUGUGGGUCAGAAAGGGCCAGUUUAACAAGCCUGGCGACAACUUUGUAAAUUUACCAUUACUCUCUUUAUAAGAACCUGUUAAUUUUAAGUUCAGACUGGUUGUUCUCAAUUCCUUCGAAAAUCUGAGGUUGGACUGUUCUUAAUUUGUUCUUAAAUUAAUAGGGUGCAAGCAGUGCAAUUGCUAGCUAUUGUGCUCUAGGAAAGUGUUCAAGCCGCAUUUGCCAACAAUGCGAUUGAGACAUUUUUUAUUUGCCGACAAGUUUGAAAGUUCACCGAAGAAGUACCCCUAGAUGGCAAAAA
This is a messenger RNA of Rhopilema esculentum, 4791 nucleotides long. Its product is annotated as homeobox protein PKNOX1. Gene Ontology annotation, biological process: regulation of DNA-templated transcription. Lineage: Eukaryota; Metazoa; Cnidaria; Scyphozoa; Rhizostomeae; Rhizostomatidae. The record is from RefSeq and is a predicted model, not a curated record. Gene Ontology annotation, molecular function: DNA binding.